Messenger RNA from Xiphophorus hellerii (green swordtail), 818 nucleotides. RefSeq names its product ureidoimidazoline (2-oxo-4-hydroxy-4-carboxy-5-) decarboxylase (gene urad). Gene Ontology annotation, molecular function: 2-oxo-4-hydroxy-4-carboxy-5-ureidoimidazoline decarboxylase activity. Gene Ontology annotation, cellular component: peroxisome. The transcript has 2 exons. The coding region runs from base 156 to 680 and encodes 174 amino acids. Lineage: Eukaryota; Metazoa; Chordata; Actinopteri; Cyprinodontiformes; Poeciliidae. The record is from RefSeq and is a predicted model, not a curated record. Gene Ontology annotation, biological process: allantoin metabolic process; urate catabolic process.
ACUCGAUUAUGUCCCGUUCUGUGCUACACAGCCGCUCGGUGUCGCCAGAGAUCAGAUUUUUGCCAGUUGAAUGUCCAGCAGUGCGUUAACCUGUUGCCAAAUGUGUUGUCCGAAGGUCAUUAAACACAACCCGUACAACCAAAAAAUCUGUUCCCAUGGACAUAUCGGUAGUAAAUGCUCUUCCUUAUGAAGAUUUUGUAAGUAUUUUCGGUAAUGUCGUGGAGAAAUGUCCUCUUAUAACAGCCGCUGUGUGGACCCGUCGUCCCUUUACGAGCUUAAAUGCUUUAGAAGCUGCGAUUAAUGAAUUCAUCGAUGCUCUCCCAGAGUCGGGUAAGGAGGGGAUCCUCAGGUGUCACCCGGACCUCGCGGGCAAGCAUCUCCACAGCGGUGCAUUGACCCGGGAGUCCCAGGAAGAGCAGACCCGGGUCGGGAUGGACGCGCUGAGCUCGGCGGAGGCCUCGCAGAUGGCGCUGCUGAACGCGGAGUACAAGGGGCGCUUCGGCUUCCCGUUUGUCAUCUGCGCGCGGAUGAAUGACAAGGUGACCAUCUUGCGCGAGCUCUCUGAGCGCUGCCGGAACGAGCGCGCGGCGGAAAGGGCGCGCGGCAUUGGGGAGGUGAAGAAGAUCUGCCGCUUGCGUCUCCAAGGUCUCAUGCUCUCUGACGCAACAAACAAGUUAUAAAGCCUAUAGAUCUCUGUUCCAGUUUGACCACAUUUAACAGGGAGCUGCAAUACUUCAGUACUUGUAUAUGUUUUUAUUUCAAAGUUAGCAUAUACACUUUUAAACAGUGUAAUUAAUAAAGCAUGUGAUUUAAACAUA